Messenger RNA from Daphnia magna, 1829 nucleotides. RefSeq names its product putative glycerol-3-phosphate transporter 5. Gene Ontology annotation, cellular component: membrane. Gene Ontology annotation, biological process: transmembrane transport. The transcript has 2 exons. Gene Ontology annotation, molecular function: transmembrane transporter activity. The coding region runs from base 1 to 1344 and encodes 447 amino acids. Lineage: Eukaryota; Metazoa; Arthropoda; Branchiopoda; Diplostraca; Daphniidae. The record is from RefSeq and is a predicted model, not a curated record.
AUGGAAAUCCUGGCAGAGAGUCACUGGGCGUUGGUCCACCCCCUGCAGUCCAUUUCGAAGAGAACAUAUCGAAUCCUAGUCUUUAUUGUGUUAUGGGUUGGCUUUGGCUCCACGUACCUCUUGAAAAAGCCUCUGGGUGUCAUCAAGUCAGACAUAGCCGAGGACUUGCACCUGUCCAAAUUCGAAUUGGGCAUGUUGGAUACAGCUUUGCUCUUACCUUAUGCCGCAAUGCAGGUUUUUCUAGGGCCACUGGCAGACUACCUCGGCCCAAGGAGAACUUUGGCUUUUUGCCUCUGCUCUGCUGGAGUGUUUAUGAGCUUUUUUGGGCUGACAAAUUCGUUUCAUUUUUCCCUCUUCCUACUCUUUCUCUGCGGUACGUGUCUUGCACCCACUUGGCCCGCGUGUUCCAAAGCAUUAGCGUCUUAUUUCGAGAAGCAGAGAGACACUGUUUUCGGCCUUUUCUCGACAUCGGGCUCAGUCGGUGGCAUAUGUGGAACUGGGCUGGCCGUUUGUACUCUAAAUGUUUACGGUUGGCAACUGUCUUAUCUGGUACCAUCCGCCUUCUCGAUUGUGAUGGCCGCGUUAACAUUCGGCCUCGUUUAUAGCCCAGAAGAGAUGGGGCUGAGUGCUGGACAUUUACAGCCGAGCAGUGAAACGAUCACAUCUUGUAAGAAAUCCCCAACGACGAUUAGAAGCUGGUUGAAAUUAUGGGCCAUUCCGUUGAUCCCGGAAAUAACGUUGGCCGUUUUCACGCUCAAAGUCGUUCGCUAUUGCAUGUACAUGUGGCUACCCUUGUUCUUGCUCGACUACUUGAACUACAACAAAGUUCAAGCCGGUUUGAUGUCGACCGCCUUCGAAGUGGGCGGCGGACUGGGGAGCGCGGUGGUGGGUUUCUUGACGUCCAGGCUCUUUUCCGGCCGCUCACUUCCCACGCUCUGUCUAUUGACUAUCUUGAGCAGUUUAUCUUUACUCUUGUUCGCCGUGACGGCCCACUUUGGAGCCACAAUCAAUAUCGCCUGCCUCGUACUAGCUGGAGCCACAAAUUGCGGACCCGAUUCCCUACUCAGCGGAUCCAUACCGGCCAGACUGGGCGAACGCAACGGACUUGGAGCCGGAGGUGCCUUGACAGGCCUCGUUAACGGAGCUGGAAGUGUAGGAACGGUUAUAGAAGGCCCGAUCAUCGGUUUGGUUGCCCACCAAUGGGGAUGGAUGGGUGUUUUGCUGCUAAUGGUCGUGCUGUCAUCGCUCGGAGCUCUGGCCCUGUUACGGGCCGCCUUGAGCGUUUGGAGCCUAUCGCUGACGGCCAGUAACGACGACCAGAGUGAGCAGAGCUGGCCCGUCUAGCACUUGAACGAGAAAACUCGAGCAACAAUUUAAAGAAUACAAUACCAUCCGAACUAAUUUGCCAUGACAAAUUCAAAAGAUCUCAUUUUGUUGUUCUAUUUCCUUCGAAGUAAGCCCCGAAAUUUCCUUUACUUGGGCGGGAGGAUUUUCGCAACGCCAUUUUCAAUUAUUCAUGAGAGAAAAGAAAGGCUUUCGGUUUUAUUUAUUAUUGUUUUUUUGGUCUACCCCCCUAGCGAACCCCAAAAACUUGUCCACAAAACAACCCGAAUGCAAUGCACAACAGAAAGGGACGGAGUCUUUGUUUGAUGUGUUUCUUUGUUGUUGUAUUGUGUACAGUAUGUUAUGUAAGUUUGAAGAAGAAGAAGAAAAACCUUCCGUCCCUAGUCCCUAUAAAAAUAAAAAUAAACAAAUCUAGUCGGCACGUGACGAGCAAUAAUGCUCUCCCCCCCCACCACUUCGAUUUGAAUAAAUCACAAAAGAAUGGA